AUGGCGGCGUGUCCACACAUUGCCUCUGCCGACAUCCACCCUCCCAGGCCCGCCGACAGCGUGUACCGCGAAGACUGCACCCUCUGCUUCGAUAGCGUCGAUGACCCCGCCGGCGUGGAUGUAUGCCUUCACUGCUUCAACGGCGGCUGUGCAGGAGACAGACACCACAGCAAGCUCCAUGCUCAACAAGCUCAACACCCUCUAGCGGUCAACAUCCGGCGAACUCGCAAGCGGAAGGAACGAGACGACAGCGAGCCUCCCGAGAAGAUCAGCAAGUUGGAGAUCAAGGCCGAAACGGAAGAGGAGCGAUACGAUACCAAGACGACUGUUAGGUGCUUGGAGUGUGGCGUAGACGACCUUUCCAGAAAUGGCAAGGUCGGCGAGGUGGUGGAGGGCGUGCUCAAGGCAAACACUUUCGCUACACAACAGAACAUCAAGGAAUGGGAGCUGGAGAUUGAACCCUGCGAGCAUACUGGAGCGUUUCUGGUGCAAGAGACUGCAAAGACAAUAGCGAGCGGAGAUUUGGGACAGUGCAGUCAGUGCGAUCUGAAGGAGAACCUGUGGCUGUGCCUGACAUGUGGCAACUUGGGUUGUGGGCGAGCUCAGUACGGCGGUGCUCCAGGCAACAGCCAUGCUAGAGAGCACGGGACAAAUGUGGAACACUUCGUGGCCGUCAAGCUCGGGUCGCUUACUGCAGAGGGUACUGCCGACCUGUACUGCUACAAAUGUGACGAGGAGAGGUCCGAUCCUUUACUUGCUGAGCACCUGAUGCAUUGGGGAAUCAACAUUGCGGACCGCGUGAAGACCGAGAAGAGCUUGACAGAGAUGAACGUUGGAUUCAAUUUGAGCUACGACUUCGCGAUGACUGACGAGAAGGGCCAUCAGCUGGAACCUCUCUUUGGCCCCGAGCUCACCGGUCUGAGGAAUCUGGGCAACACUUGCUACAUGGCUUCGGUUCUACAGUCUCUCUUCUCCAUGCCCGAGUUUUGCAAGCGAUAUAACAGACCCGAUGAACCAUUGCCACCAAUCAGCAAGCCGGCCGAGGACCUUGAGGUGCAACUCCGAAAGAUUGCUGACGGUCUUCUCUCGGGACGCUACAGCAAGCCAGAAGAUUUGGUCAACUACGGAGAUGAUCCCGAAGCAAAGCCUCAUCAAAAAGGUCUAGCACCAGCGAUGCUCAAGGCUUUGGUCGGCAAAGGCCACGCCGAGUUCAGCACCGCACGACAGCAGGAUUCAUUUGAACUGCUUCUCCAUUUGCUGAAGCUCAUCUCUCGAUCGCAACAAGGCGCGAGAGGCCAGUACAAGGACAUAUACGAUCCUGUCGAUGCUUUCCGCUUUUACAUGGAGCAGAAGCUGCAGUGUAUACAAUGCAAGAAGGUUCGGUACCGCCAGGACGAAAUGGAAAAUAUCUCUGUCGCUGUCCCGAUCAAGCGGCUACCGAAGUCCGAAGACACUGCCAUGGCCACAAAUGGAGAGAGCGAGAAGGAGAAACAAAAUGAGAAGGAGCAAUUCGAGCCUGUUACGCUCAAGCAGUGCCUUGAUGAUUUCACAGCUCCCGAAAUCGUCGCCCUGACCUGUGCUGGCUGUGGCAACAAGGGCUUCACUAAACAGUCGCUUUUCAAGACGUUCCCAAAUAUCCUCGCAAUCAAUGCACGGAGAUUUGAGAUUGUCAACUGGGUACCCACCAAGCGAGAUGUUCCUGUCGUCGUCAGUGACGAGGUUUUCGACAUGGAGGCGUAUCGCAGCAAGGGCAAGCUGCCAGGCGAGGAAGAGCUGCCGGAAGGAGCCGCUGCUGGCGCGGGCGAAAGUAACAAAUUCGUGCCGAACGAGAUGGCCUUGGAGAUGCUGAUGAGCAUGGGCUUUCCGAAGGUGCGAUGCGAGAAGGCGCUCAAUGCCACUGGCAACUCAGAUGCCGAGGCUGCUGCUGGGUGGUUGUUCGAGCACAUGGAAGACCCGGAUAUCGACGUGCCGAUGGAUGCUGGCAAUGAUGGUGCAGCUGGAGGUGCCGCCGGCGGUGCGGUUGAUCCAGAGAAGAUCGAGAAUCUCGGCAGCAUGGGAUUCUCCGCGCCGCAAGCCCGCCAGGCACUGAAGGAGACUGGUGGCGACAUGGAGCGCGCGGUGGACUGGCUGUUCUCCCAUCCCGACGCUACUGGCGACUUUGGUGAUGAUGUCGCUGACGCUGCAGACGGAUCAGCAGACGCGGCUGCAUCGGCGAUGGAAAUCGAAGAUACCAAGCCGGCCAAAUUCUCACUCAACAGUAUCGUCUGUCACAAGGGUGGAAGUAUCCAUGCUGGCCACUACGUCGCUUUCAUCAAGAAGAAAGAAGGCUGGGUUCUGUUCAAUGACGAGAAGGUUGCAUUGGGCGGUGAUGUUGACGAGAUGAAGAAGUUUGCUUACAUCUACUUCUUCCGCCGUGAGAGCGUAUGA
Molecule: messenger RNA, 2427 nt
Organism: Lecanosticta acicola
Lineage: Eukaryota; Fungi; Ascomycota; Dothideomycetes; Mycosphaerellales; Mycosphaerellaceae
Source: the annotation of a GenBank genome assembly